AUGGAUCUUCUCCGGAGGCCACUGAACAAUGACAGCUACGGCGGCUGGAAUGACGAAUCCGACCAACUGUGGGACACCAUUGUGCCCAACAAUGGCGUCGUUCUCGCUACGAACUUGACCAGUGGAUUCCACUUCUGGGCCAAUGUCGCCAUGUUCCACCAGCUGAAGUGCCUUCGGGACAUUCGCAGCCGACUUAUCGCCUUGGCAGGAUCCUGGGACGAAGUCGAGGCCUUCACCGCAUGGCGCGGACCAGGCUCAGAGUACGAGCGCAUAGGAUCCUGUUUUGACUACGUCCGCCAGGGAAUCCUUUGCCACGCCGAUACAACCUUACACCCCAAAGCAAUUGUUUCCGAAGAACGCUUUGUGAUUGACGGAAACGCCCUGUGGCAUAAAUGCAAAGAGAGUACGGCGUUGUACAAUUGGGCGAUCCGGUCCGGACCGCCACACAAGCCCCUGCCUAUGAGCAAGCAAGACAUUGUUAGGCUCGCUGAUGGCGAGUUUCGCCUCUUCACGUACGAAGCGUUAAGCAGCCCCAUGAGAAUGCCAUCAAACCAGCAAGAUUAUGAAAAGCCCAAGAUCACCAGGCGGCAGGGAGCCUGCCAGCUGUGUCGUCAGAAGAAAGUGAGGUGCAACGGCGAACGUCCUUGCGCGUUCUGCAAGAGAAAUCGUGCACACUGUGACUACCAGGUCACAAAAGCAGCCAGCCAUGGUCACAGCCGUUCCCAGUCACAAGUUGAUUUUGACUCUCCUCGGCCAGGAACUGCACCUGUCAGGGAAUCCAACUUCAGCGAAUGGAACAGUGACCUGGGGAACCUCGCUGAAACCACUGGAGAUCUGAACAGGAUCGAGUCAUUUUUUGAUAUCGAUCCUGCCCUGGGAGGGACCUUUGAAGGACUCGCUGACUCACACCACCUUCAUCGGCUCCAGAGUGCUGCCCCGGACCGAAACGACGUUGAUACUGGCGCCAUAUUUUUGUCACCACAGGCUUUCCUUGGUGUCGAAAAUCAGGACGAAGAAGUCCAUCGACACAGCCAAGAAGAACUUGCGGGCAACGGUCUCACCUUACUGGACGCCCUAUUCACCAAGGCAUCGAGUCCAGCGGUUGCCACAGCACAGAUAGAACAGAAAUGGACCAGCGUUGAACUUAAUUCGAGCCAUAGGGGAGACCAGUCGUCACUUAUUGACGAAGAGGCGCCUCUCAGUCCACGGAAGCGUUCUAGAGGGAAUUCUGCGCGCCAAUUUUGGCCUUGUCAGAGUAUCCAAUUGAUUUGCGACGGACAGGUGAAAUGGCUAUCCGCUCUAUUCCCGGCCUUACCCAAUUCCCCAGAAAGUGUUGCUUCGCAGAAUGCAUGCGUAUCUGAUUUGAUAUUGGGACUCAAUGAUUCUGGAAUGGAUAGUGUCCGCCGCCAUGCUUUCAGCCAAUUGAUCACAAGGCUUUUGUCAAGGAAAUGCCAGACAGGGUUUCCGAUUAGUUGGCUGUCACAGAGCAAAACCAAUGCCAUGUCCCCAGGCUUUACCCCAAUCAACCUCCAGAGCCUGCCAUUAGAGAAGUUUGUUGGACGAUGUUUUGAUGAACCGUGGGGCGUCAAAGAAUACCUCGAUUAUUCUGAAGUUCUUUACAUUAUCCGUUCUAUUAUCGCCCAGGCCCCAACACCAUUAGAAACCCCAGAGUCACCUCAGCAGACCCUGGGUGUGUUUCUCGUCAGCAUUCUAGCUGUCUGGGGGUCGCUUUUGAGCCCUGGCCAUGAUGAAACAACCGUACUUGGUCUGAUGGCGACAGUCCUCGAGAUGGAAAGACACAUCACUUUGGAGGACGACUCAAUACCUAAGUUCUGCGCCAUCGUUACCAUGCUUCAACUCGCCCACAAGCUCGGCCUGUCUAUCGUGCCGAGGCUCCUAGGCCAAGCCGUGUCUCUCAUUCAGUCCAUGAAUCUGCACUCAAGCUCCGUCCUCAGAGAUAGCUGCACGCACCAGGUUAUGGUGCGUGUCAAGUCUGCUUGUUGGGUUGUUUCCUGCAUUGACAAGGUCUACGCAAUGAGGUGGAAGACAUUUCCCAUGUUGCCAGAAGCAGUUCUUCAGUAUGAUCCACCAGGCCGUGCAGCAGACGACCAGACCAGUCCAAUCGAUGACUCAAAGCUGUGGCUUCACUCACAAUGCCGGUAUGCAAGGAUAUGCUCCACUAUCGCCGCAGUCCGCAAUUCGCAUCAAUCUUUGGAUAGCAAGCUGGAAUUGGACAUAUCGAAGCUUCCUAAGGAAUUAGAAGAAUGGUACAGCUCAGUGCCAAAAGCUGGUCAAUUGCUGCGCGAUCGGCCUACUGCGUCUCCUAUACAGGAGAGCAGACACAUUGCAGUAUGCACUCUGUACCAGUACCAAGAAGCAAACUUGGCUAUUUUGAGCUUGCCGACAUCAUCGGAAGUUUCAACCGAAUCAAAUUUAACGUCUUCGCAACCUGUUUGCACAUGGUCGCACGUCGACAAGGUGGUCGCAUCCAUCAAGCAGAUCUUUGCUGCCAGUCACAAGAUUGAGGAUCUGAUGUAUGACCGCGUUGUGCAGACUGGCGGUCGAAUAUCAACGCGGCCCACGCAUGGCUCCGCGUGA
Diaporthe amygdali is the source of this 2598-nucleotide messenger RNA. RefSeq lists its product as uncharacterized. Gene Ontology annotation, molecular function: DNA-binding transcription factor activity, RNA polymerase II-specific; zinc ion binding. The transcript has 14 exons. NCBI's taxonomy places the organism in Eukaryota, Fungi, Ascomycota, Sordariomycetes, Diaporthales, Diaporthaceae. The coding region runs from base 1 to 2598 and encodes 865 amino acids. Gene Ontology annotation, biological process: mycotoxin biosynthetic process; regulation of DNA-templated transcription. The record is from RefSeq and is a predicted model, not a curated record.